Cadophora gregata is the source of this 1272-nucleotide messenger RNA. RefSeq lists its product as uncharacterized. The record is from RefSeq and is a predicted model, not a curated record. The transcript is spliced from 3 exons. Lineage: Eukaryota; Fungi; Ascomycota; Leotiomycetes; Helotiales; Ploettnerulaceae. Bases 1 to 1272 code for a protein of 423 amino acids. Gene Ontology annotation, molecular function: protein kinase activity; ATP binding. Gene Ontology annotation, biological process: protein phosphorylation; regulation of mRNA processing; spliceosomal complex assembly.
AUGGAUCCAUCAGACCAGAGCAAAUGGCUUUAUGAGCCAAUCACGCUGCCAACCGAAUGGGUAGAAUCAUAUCGUCCGGGUGGACUACAUCCUGUUCAGCUUGGGGAUACAUUCAAGAAAGGUCGAUAUAAAAUCAUUAGAAAGCUCGGUCAUGGAUCUUUCUCGACUGUAUGGCUUGCACAAGAUAUCAGAAAAUCAGCAUUGGUAGCAGUAAAGAUCACAAGAGCUGAUGCUCAAAAAGCUUCCAAGAAAGAACUUCGUAUGUGUCGCAAGCUAGAGAAUGCUGAUCGCUCUCCUGGCGAUUCCUCCGCCGAAAUUCGAGUGGUCAAUCUGCUGGAUAGCUUUAAGCAUACCGGCCCGAAUGGUGUACAUCGGUGCUUUGUCUUCGAGCCUAUGGGUCCUAGCGUUCAGGAAAUGUUGGAGGUUCUGCCUCCUUCUUCCUCGUAUGUGGUAGUGAAGUCAGUACUGAAGCAAGUACUGCUUGGAUUGCAUUUCCUGCACAGCAACGAAAUAGCUCAUGGUGAUUUGAAUCCUGGGAACAUACUUUGUUCGCUUCGAAAAUUUACUGAGCAUGAUAAGGGGGUCUUGUUGGAACAGCCAGCAGAAAGUAUUAUCUCGGCUCCAGUCCGAAGGAAAGAUGGGCAGGGGCACGGAGGUAGCCCUAAGUGUCUUUACAUUGCCCAGCCACUCAUACAGAUGGUAGAUCACACAGCAAAUCUGAAUGUCAAACUAUCUGAUUUAGGGUCUGCAUUCCCCUUCUCCAAACCCCCUCAAAAACCCACCACACCAAUCGCACUCCGAGCCCCCGAAGUAAUCCUCGACUGUCCAAUCAGCCACAAAAUCGACAUCUGGGCUUUCGGCUGCCUGAUCUUCGAAUUUCUAACCGGAUAUCCACUCUUCCAAGUCUCCAACUGGUCUAGCAUCCCACAACAUCAAAAAGACGACGACCACCUCCUUCAGAUGUACGAUACCCUAGGAAAGUUCCCUGAGUCUCUUUUUGAGAAGUGGGCUCGUGGAGGUAGAUAUUUUGGAGCGAAUAUGGAGGUAAUCAGGACGGAUGUUGGAUCGGCGGAGAUUGCUGAAGGGGAGAUUUAUACUGGGCCGAGUUUGGAGGCAGGGUUGAAGCGGCAGAGGCCGAGAGGGAUGGAUGAUGGGGAGGUGGAGAAGGUGAAUGUGGUGUUGAGGAAGAUUUUGAGGUAUGAAGCGGAGUUGAGGCCGUCGACUGCGGAGUUGUUGGAGGAUGAGUGGUUUGCGUCAGCUGAGUUAGAGUAG